Messenger RNA from Seminavis robusta, 1947 nucleotides. NCBI's taxonomy places the organism in Eukaryota, Bacillariophyta, Bacillariophyceae, Naviculales, Naviculaceae. The record is from the annotation of a GenBank genome assembly.
GCAUGAAGAAAAUACCCAACCUUUGGCUUUUAUCUAUGCAUACAUGUAUUCUCCGAAUUGCUAGCUAGCUAGACCUAUAGAGCUAAUAAGAAUGCAGGAUGAUAUGAAUGGGAACGAGGAAGAGAAGAUAAUUUUGAUAUUGGGAGCUUGUUGUCUGGAUCGUCUAUUGACGGUAGAUUCCUACCCGUUACCCGAUUCCAAAAUCAAGACACGAGCGUAUCAUGAAGUGGGUGGAGGCAACGGUGGAAAUGUGGCCACGGCCAUGGCACUCCUCAAAGAUGCGCCCUUUGCUACUAGUAGUAGUAAUGUCAAGAUCAAACUCUUGGCACAAGUGGGAGACGACGCAGUUGCCACUCGGCUGGUUGAAGACUUGACAUGUGCCGGAGUGGAUCUCUCCCUCUUGCGACAAGAAGCUCACUCCACCACCAGUUUUACCACCACCAUCGUAUCGUCGUCGUCGCCUACUCGCACGUGUCUCUUUACGCCGGGAACCUGUGGCAACGUUCCAAUGGACGACAUUGACAGUGACAAUAUUUGGGAGGGCAAUGUGGUUCAUUUUCAUACCGAUGGACGCAACCCCGAUUUGGCACUGGCGUUGGCACAAGAAGCUACGCGACGACACAUUCCCGUAUCGGUCGACCCCGAAAAGGAUCGCCAACUGCCAGCGCAAGACAAAAUGAUGGAGCUGGCAUCCAUUCUCUUUUUGAAUGCCACACAAAUGAACGACUUUUUUCAACGCAAACACCAGGAAUUCUCCACAACAAUCACACAACGACAACAAACACUGGACGGUCUCAAGCCAGAAACAGCCAAUCUGGACCCAGCGAUCAUUACCAGUGCCAUUCAGCCGUCCUUGUCCUAUCUGUGUUGGCAUGGAACACAACAACUGCACAAGCAAGUCGUCAUCACCAAGGGAGACCUUGGUGCCAUCCGCGUGACGGCCCAAGAACUGGUCGAAACACAAACUGCACAGAAAAUGGAGCUCAUGGCGGACAAUGUCGCUACUCCCAAUUCAAUAUCCAUGCAAGUUCCAUGUUCUAUUGUUGGUGGCACAACACACGGUUUGGCCCGAUUGACCGUCGAAUCCGUCGGCGUCCUCCAGAACGCGGACAUUGUCGACACGACCGGGGCCGGGGAUGCCUUUAUCGGCGGAUAUUUACUGUCCCGAAUACUACUUGGUCCCGAUGAUCCACCACAAUUCGCACUCCAUCUUGGAGCCUGGGUGGCGGGGAAGAAAUUGGGUGGACCCGGAGCCCAGAGUGCCUUGCCAACGGCGCGGGACGUAUCCAACGAGCUGGGGAACACCGUCGAGGAGAUGCAAUCCGCACUCCACAACUUGAUUGGUCACUUUGGUGGUGAUGCGGGUGAAGAAUGACGAAAGAAGCAACGCCAUACGUGACAUUCUUAAAAGAUGAUGGGGGUGGGGGGGAUCGAUCGGUGUUGGCACCUAUACUGUCAAAAAGUGCAGCUCUCUUGGGGGUGCUUGGGCCACUUGUCAGUUCCGACAACCACGUAUUGUGAGGCCAACCAGAUCGACGUGCUGCCAAAGAGGGCCAACCUUCGCCGAUCCGACCGUCCAAGCCUCUUCUUAUCGGGAAACCGUCCAAGUCGGGACACCGUCCUACUAUCCUCCUCAUCGCCCGUGGGUUCGCUUUGUUACAUGCAUGCUGAUACAGCACGAAGCAAGGAUCAUUGCUUCAGCGCAUCCUGUACGCGUGGUAUGGAUUCUGUAUUUUAAAAUUAAAUACGAAACCCCAAAGGACAAAAAACCUCCAGCAGUUCCUCUCGAGUAUCAUUGUAGGGUAGCAUGAACGAUAGCAGCAACACCCAUGUUGAUCAAAAAAGAAAAAGAGUAAACUCGCAACGGCAAUCUUACUAUUCCAAGACGUUUAUCUAAUCUGGGCAUCCAUUCUCUUGAGCCCACUUUAGGAUUUCCACAUGGCCCCG